Molecule: messenger RNA, 4354 nt
Organism: Marchantia polymorpha subsp. ruderalis
Lineage: Eukaryota; Viridiplantae; Streptophyta; Marchantiopsida; Marchantiales; Marchantiaceae
Source: the annotation of a GenBank genome assembly
AACACUUGUAUCCAAAACGAGAGUACUGUGCCACCUUGUACAGUACUCAGCGCUGGAAGUGAAGCAGACGGAGAACCGACGGAUGAUUUGAGCUUGUGAUGUCAUGAGUGCUCUCCAUUGUGCGCUCCUUUACUUGCAGAAUCAACCAGCACGGCAGCUCAAGCCACUUGCAAGCCCUCAGCCUGGUAGAUCUUCGGCCCGUACCAUCCUUCGUCUGUGCUGCUGGCCGAUUCUGUCCGAGGCAGAAUGUGCGAUUCUGCCUGGUUCUGCGAUUCAGACGUGAUGUGGAAAGAAGAGAUUAAAUCCCUCGUCGUGGACCGAUCGAUACCCAGGAAGCUGAACCAAAACCGUCGUCAUAGGGGCGUCGUGAUUUCUUGUGGCAUGGCUGCCACUUCAUGUACUUGCAAAGAAUCAUCUUUCCUCAUUUCUGUCUUUCAUCAAAGAAUCGUGUACCCACAAAUUGUGUCUUAUGAACUCUGUCAAAUAAUUCUGAAUGUGAGAACCACUUACUUUUUAAGAAACUCGAUAUUCUGGCAGGAGCUGUUUCAUGCCAUAAGAAUUGCUGAUCGAGUAUACACGGAACGUGCACAGAUCCAUGAUCGUCGUCUUAUGCACUAUAAUAUCAGAAUGAUACUCUACAGAUUAUGCAUGAAGAUUCCUCGAGGUAGAGCUAAAGCAUUCCGUGGGGCUAAAGCAUGCCGAAGCUCCGAAUCGGCCGAUCACGUGCCACGUUCGUAAGAAACAGUCUCGCAGUGCGCCAAGCAACUAUUCUUCUCUCUGAUCUCUGAGACAAGUUUGAAUCUCUGGUCGUAAGCCUUGGUGCUGCUUGGAACUUGGAAGAGGUUAAGCGGCGGUAAGCGUGUGCUGCUCUGGGGAGUCAGCGCAUUUGGAAGACUAUGAAGACGAUAUCCGAAGGAUCAGACCCCAAACAGUAGCCCAGUUGGCGUGCACGGAGGGUGAAGACUACAUCAGUGCAACUUUCUCCGGUGUUUGGCGCUGCAGUUGGGAUUGCACAAGCUUCGCUCGCGCAUGGACUGGAUGAUGUAGACUUGAAGCUUCGAGUGAGUUGGGCAAGUCGAGCUCGAAUGGUCACACGUGAAGCUUCAACAACUUGCAGAGCAUUUGGAGAGGGAUCAGAGGAAGGGUCUCGUCUCGGCACACGACAAGUGGAGAUUCAGUCAACAAUCCAGGAGCUCGAGAGAAUUUGAAGAGCGAGCAGAGGGAGGAAGGUUGAGUAAUGGGAAUUGUACUAUUGAAGCUUCCAGUGAGUUUGGCAAGUCUAGCUCAAAAGAGAACAAGUGGAUUUUCAGCGUCCUGUAAACCAUGAGGAGAGAGAACAGAGGAAGGUUCUCGUCUCAGCACACGACAACUGGAGCUUCAGUCAACAAUCCAGAAGCUUGAGAGCAUUUGAAGAGCGAACAGAUGAAGGUCGAUCCGCAGGAUUCCGCAAGGGGGUCGGACAGGAACACAUUUCCAAGCAGAGAGAAGUUCUGUCACCAAAACGACCGUAGGAAUCGAUUCGAUUGGGAUUGUCUCGUAACGCUUGCCAUUUCACUCCAAAUGCCAUAUCCGUAACAGUUGCGGGGGAGUGCAGCAGCAGCAGAAUGUGAAGUACAUGAACAUCUGCGGGAACUGAAUGGCUGGGCACAAGGCUCCUGGCCGCCGCUGGUAUGUCGAGGCUAGAAGCGAAGGACAGAAUCAUAUGCAGGCUCGACAUUUUAGUGAACAUCUUCUGUCGCAGCCGGAGAAUGUAGUACAAGAGCCAUUGAUUUGCCCUGAUUGAAAUCUGGUCCGGAAUAACCAUUGAAAUCUGUCAUUGAGUUUCGUUCAGGAACAGAGGAAGCUAGCUCGAGCUACAGGUGCCCUGAGUUGGUGUUAGAAUGGAGGCGAUGGUGAAUUGGGAGUCAUCGUGGCUCUCGUACCUGGUGGCUGCGAUCACUACCGUCGUAGCAAUACUGCUGUACUUCCGACUCUCGCACUGGCAGGAAUCUCGUGCUGACCGCGAGCGCAACCUUCCUCCUGCUCCCUACUACUAUCCUUUGGUGGGCAAUCUGCCAUCGCUGGUGGGAGACUUCCCCUUCAAGAGCUUGGCCAAGCUGUCAUGGAACAACAGAUGGCCCAUAUUCAGGUUGAAGCUAUCGGGGCAUGCUGGGCCUUCGACGUAUGUCAUCUCCAGUCUAGAGCUGGCGCAUGAAGUGCUGAAAAGCUCUGGGCUCGAGUUCGCCUGUCGGAACGUGGGUGUGAACUUCGCCUUCCGAAUGCUGUCGCAGGACGCCAGAGGUGCUCCGAGAGGAGUUUCUGGCAACACUCUCAGAGGCACUUGGCGCAACGCCAGACGAGUGAUGGUGAACGGACUCGUCCAGACCAGGAAAGUGUUCGGCGAUGCUUUGCUCGUCCGAGACCUGGAGCAAAGCUUCCGAGCACUGGAGGCAGAUGGCCACGCCGAUGGCCACUAUGUCCACGUUCUCCUGCCGCACAUCGCUCAAUAUCUUGUCAACCAUACUCUGCACUUCGUGUAUGGGUACCAGGGUGAGAAUUCGAUGGGCCAGCAAAUCAAUGCUCACAACGAGACCGUCGUCAUGUGCUUGACCAAAGCUCAGCAGUGUCUUUUCUUUCCCAUCUUGCAGCCUUUUCUGCAACCCCAGUACACCAAAGUUAUGGAGCAAACCUUGCAGCGAAAGUACCAACUGCAUGAAACUCUUCUUUCACAACGGGAGAUAAUUCGUGCAAAGCAAGGAAAUUCCUCUUGGUACUUUUGUGAUACUUGUCUGGAGGCUGAGAAGACGGGUGAAAUCACUCACGAUGACGCCCUCCACAUAAUCGACGAAAUUUUUCUGGCAGGAGUGAUGACCACAGCAGCCACCAUCGAGUGGGGUCUGGGUGAGCUGGUUAACCAACAGGGCAUCAUCAAGAAGCUUCAGCAAGAAAUGGACGCCAUGAUAGGCGUUGGAGUGCCACUGCGUGCCAACGACAUAGACAGACUUCCAUACUUGAAAGCCACCAUCAAAGAAAUAUUUCGCAUGCAUCCGGCCGUGCCUCUGCUGGUUCCUCAUAUGAAUCCAGAAGAUGCAAAGCUCGGGUCCUACGACAUUCCGAAAGAAUCGCUGGCGAUGGUCAACGUAUGGAAGCUUCAGCGAGAUCCUGAAUUGUGGCACGAGCCCAAUGUCUUCAACCCUGACAGAUUCCUGGAGCAUCCUGAAAUUGAUGUCUGCGGCAUGGAUAACCGACUGCUCCCUUUCGGGGCCGGAAGACGCAUGUGUCCAGGCCUGUCAGUGGGCUUGCUCAAUACCCAGAUGUGGAUCGGCCGCCUCGUUCAGAGGUAUCACAUCACUCUUCCCCAGGGAGUGCAGAAUUUGGAUCUGACUCCGAAGUUUGGAGCAUCCGUUGUUAUAAAAAACGGACUUCGAGUGUGUUUGAAGAGACGCCAGUAGUCGAUCCAAUUUCAGCUUUGUUGCUAGUUGGCCACCUAUGGUCUUCAGAUGAUCCAGAAGUUCCGUUUUGCAGACAUCAAAAGAAUUGGACCAAGUCAUCCGUGUCCAAAGACGUGUAAAUAUGCUGUACAAGAUUUCUACAUAAUAGACAGCAAAACUGUCAGUUGUAUAGUCGGCAGUAAUGGUUUCAGAGGUAUCGUUCUGCAGACUUCAACAGAAUCGGACCAAGUCAUCCGAGUCCAGUGAGGUGUAAAUAUGCUGUAAAAGUUCUCUACGAAAUAGACAACAGAACUGUCAGCUGUAUAGUCGGCAGUAAUGACUUCAGCUGCAUUACCUUUCUUCGGCAGAGUUUAGGCGCAAAGUUUGUCCAACGAGACGACUCGCUUGCUUACCAUGUUGUGCUUACGGAGUCAGACAAAUAGCACGCCAUGGUACAGCCCUGUAUCGAAAAUGUAUCUACCAUCUUUUACCACUUAUACAGUCGAGAGCUUAACUUCGAUCGGAAAACUGCGAAUUCAGGUAUUCAGAUUGUCAUGAAAACAGCUCUCACUACGCUAGUAUUUGACCGUCAGAGUCAGAAGAUUUUAGACCCCGCUCUGUUACUGGCCUUGCCAGUAACAGAGUACGAGGGAUGGAGCAGUAGAGUUAUGAGGAGAUUAAGACUAAGGGACUCAAGAGUCAUUGCUAUUUGAGCUCUUAGAGGACCUCUCUUAGCUUAUUUUGGAAAGAUUUGUCCCGAACGAUGAGCUUGGUCCGAAGUUGCAACUGCAAGUGUCAGCCCAGAAACCUUCACCAGCUCAUGAACCUGUCCAGGUCUACAGCCUCAUAAAGAUGUCAAUGACCAAGUACCCAGAGUCAGGACUUGAAAUUGUGAACACACUUCAGUCUUGAAGAACUUCAUUACAUUAUUUAUCAACAAGGAC